GGGGCCUCCUGUGGGAGUUACGGCGGGAGCUCCUCGCAGUCUCUGAGGCGGAUUGGAAUCUGCAUCUAUGGAGCGAGCGGAGGUUGAGAGUACAGAACCUGCUAAGGCCAUCAAACCUAUUGAUCAGAAGUCAGUUCAUCAAAUUUGUUCUGGGCAGGUGGUACUGAGUCUAAGCACUGCUGUGAAGGAGUUGGUAGAAAAUAGUGUGGAUGCUGGUGCCACUAAUGUUGAUGUAAGACUUAAAGACUAUGGGGUGGAUCUCGUUGAAGUUUCAGACAAUGGAUGUGGAGUAGAAGAAGAAAACUUCGAAGGCUUAACUCUGAAACAUCAUACUUCUAAGAUUCAAGAGUUUGCUGACCUAACUCAGGUUGAAACUUUUGGCUUUCGGGGGGAAGCUCUGAGUUCCCUCUGCGCACUGAGUGAUGUAACUAUUUCUACCUGCCAUACAUCUGCAAAGGUUGGAACUCGACUGAUGUUUGAUCACAAUGGGAAAAUUGUCCAGAAAACCCCUUACCCACGACCCAGGGGGACAACAGUCAGUGUGCAGCAGCUCUUUUAUACACUACCAGUGCGCCAUAAGGAAUUUCAAAGGAAUAUUAAAAAGGAAUAUGCCAAAAUGGUCCAGGUCUUACAUGCAUACUGUAUCAUUUCAGCAGGCAUCCGUAUAAGUUGCACCAAUCAGCUUGGACAAGGAAAACGACAGCCUGUUGUAUGCACAAGUGGAAGCUCCAGCAUAAAGGAAAAUAUUGGAUCUGUGUUUGGGCAGAAACAGUUGCAAAGCCUCAUUCCUUUUGUUCAGCUGCCCCCUAGUGACUCCGUCUGUGAAGAGUAUGGUCUGAGCUGUUCUGAUGCUCUGCAUAAUCUGUUUUAUGUUUCAGGUUUCAUUUCACAAUGUGCUCAUGGCAUUGGAAGGAGUUCAACUGACCGACAAUUUUUCUUUAUCAAUCGGCGGCCUUGUGACCCAGCAAAGGUCUCCAGACUUGUGAAUGAGGUCUACCACAUGUAUAAUCGACAUCAAUAUCCAUUUGUUGUUCUUAACAUUUCUGUUGAUUCAGAAUGUGUUGACAUCAAUGUGACUCCAGAUAAAAGGCAAAUUUUACUACAAGAGGAGAAGCUUUUGUUAGCAGUUUUAAAGACUUCUUUGAUAGGAAUGUUUGAUAAUGAUGUAAAUAAACUUAACAUCAGUCAACAGCCACUAUUGGAUAUUGAAGGUAACUUAAUAAAAAUGCAUGCCGCAGAAUUAGAACAGCCUUCAUCAGAAAAGCAGCAGAAUUCCCCUUCAUUAAUGACUCAAGGAGAAGAAAAAAGGGCUGUAUCCAUUUCCAGGCUGAGAGAGGCCUUUUCUCUUCAUCAUGCAACAAAGAACAAGUCUCAGAAUGUGGAAAUUCCUGAGCCAAGACGGAACUCUCCGAGACAGAAAAGGAGUGUACCAUCUUCUAGGGCUUCAGAUCCCAUCUCUGGCAGAGACUUGCUGGGCUCUCAGGAAGAGGUGAUGAUUUCAAGUAAGGGCUCUGGUGACCACCUGGACAGAGCAGAAAGGGAGACAGAUUUGGGACACAGCAGCACUUCAGCUGACUCAGAGGGAGGGUUCAGCACUCAAGACACAGACAGUCAGGUCAGCAGUGACCCUGCAGUGAGCUCCCUGGAAGACAGGUUUUUGCAGGAAAACAUGGAAUCUUGUGAGAAAUUACCUGAAACUAACUAUCAUCUUUCAGAAAUGGAAUGCCAUUUAAACCAAGAAGAUAUUGGAUGUAAACUUAGAGCUUUGCCCCAGCCAACUAAUCUCUCAUCCCCAAACACAAAGCAUUUUAAGAAAGAAAUUCCUUCAGAUUCUUUCACUUCUGAAAAGUUAUUUAAUAUUCAGAACACCUCAGUGUCUCAGGUUGAUGUAGCUGUUAAAAUUAAUAAGAAAAUUGUGCCCCUUGACUUUUCUCUGAGCUCUUUAGCUAAACGAAUAAAGCUGUUACAUCACCAAGAACAGCAAAGUGCUGGUGGACAGAAUUACAGGAAAUUCAGGGCAAAGAUUUGCCCUGGAGAAAAUCAAGCAGCAGAAGAUGAACUAAGAAAAGAGAUAAGUAAAACAAUGUUUGCAGAAAUGGAAAUCAUUGGUCAGUUUAACUUGGGAUUUAUAAUAACCAAACUGAAUGAGGAUAUCUUCAUAGUAGACCAGCAUGCUACUGAUGAGAAAUAUAACUUUGAGAUGCUACAACAGCACACCAUUCUUCAGGGUCAGCGGCUUAUAGUCUCCAGUCACUGAAAGGGCUAAAUUGAUUUCCUUGCCAACUAGUAAAAACUGGACCUUUGGGCCCCAGGAUAUAGAUGAACUGAUCUUUAUGCUAAGUGACAGUCCUGGGGUCAUGUGCCGGCCUUCCAGAGUCAGACAGAUGUUUGCCUCCCGAGCCUGUCGAAAGUCAGUAAUGAUCGGAACUGCUCUUAACACAAGCGAGAUGAAGAAACUCAUCACCCACAUGGGUGAGAUGGACCACCCCUGGAACUGUCCCCAUGGAAGGCCAACCAUGAGACACAUUGCCAAUCUAGAUGUCAUUUCUCAAAACUGACAUCUCACUCUAUGAAAUUACAGAUUUUAUUGCAGAUUUUUCUGUUUUAAAAGACAAGGUCUUAAGAAACCUUUUUGUAGGGAGGGAGGGGUUCAAAAUUAACCUGCUGCUUAAAAAUAUAAUGUACCAGCUCCAUUUAUAAAUGGUCUUGAGAACCUUUCAAACCAUAUGGAGCAUUGCUUGCAACAUAUUUUGUUCUGCAUUUGCAUGUGCGUGUGUGUGUGUGUGUGUAUAGGCAAGAACAUGUUUUAUAAAAAAUACGAGCACUUUGGAAGUUACCCAGGCCUCUGCUCUUGCUGAAUGUAUUUUUAGUCUGCAACUUAUAGCCCUUAAUAAUUAAAUUCUUAUUAGUUUAAUCUCAUAAAUGUAAAAUUAUUGUCCUUUUGUGUUAGUAGGUUUCAACCCUAAUGAACAUAAAAUUUUUUUUAAUGAAUAAUCCAAAAAACAAGGGGCAUUGUCUACCAAACUUGAAGAAAAUUUUUGUAUGGGAUUGGUGGUCACUAUUUUUGAGUGUUUCUCUGUGCAACCAAGGUGUCAAAGUGCUGUUCUAAGCAGGAAAAAAGAUUUGUUUUUUUCUGUAAUCAAGUGCUAUCAUCCGUUUUCCUCCGGGUAUGAACUGAAGGACAUUCUAGUUACUGACCCUGAAGGGUGGGUACUGAAGAUGUAAGAAUCUCUUGUCCAUCUUGCACAUAGUUUUAUUAUAAGAUUCUUAUCCUAUUUGAACUAUACCAAAAAUGGAAAUAAAGAUGCCCUGUGUAGAGUCCAAAUGGAGGUUGCACAGCGAGGACCAGUGUGAACUUCCCUGCUGCCCUCUGGGGAGAAAAGCUUUCUUAGAUGGAACCAGACAGUAAAGCAGUGACUAUUGCCACCUAUUGUGUCAAAUACUAUGGUGAUGUGCAUCUGUGGCGUCUUGUGAGAAUCACUGGAAUUGUAGGCAGGAUAAUGGCCCCCAGAGACAGGUGUGGCUUAAUCCCUAGGACCUCUGACUACAUCAUCUUAUAUAGCAAAAGGAUCUCUGCAGGUGUGAUCUAGUUAAGUUAUUGGAUGGGGAGACUGUCCUGGAUUGUCCAGGAGGAGUUCUUCAGAGUGGAGGACCUUUUUCCACUGGCCAGAGAGAGGACACUUGGUUUUGCAGACAGAGGGAUGCGCCAGGAACCGAGGAACAAGCGGUGGCCUCUGGAAGCUGGAGUGCAGGAAACGUAUUAUCUCUGCCAGACUGACUUACAGACCAUAGGAUAAUAAAUUUG
Molecule: messenger RNA, 3805 nt
Organism: Otolemur garnettii (small-eared galago)
Lineage: Eukaryota; Metazoa; Chordata; Mammalia; Primates; Galagidae
Gene: PMS2
Product: PMS1 homolog 2, mismatch repair system component
Exons: 14
Coding region: 68-2257 (729 amino acids)
Biological process (GO): mismatch repair
Cellular component (GO): MutLalpha complex
Molecular function (GO): mismatched DNA binding; ATP binding; ATP-dependent DNA damage sensor activity
Source: RefSeq, a predicted model, not a curated record